CAGAAAGGAGGGAGCAGGAGGGAGAGGGAGGUACUCUCGGUCUUGCUUUUCUACAGAGAAAUAGUUACCUCGGCUGAAACUGAAACAGGACAAGACUUGUUAAAGAAAAGCACCACCAGGCUGUCUCUCCUUCAUUCUCUCAGUUUCCUGCUCAAGGAAGCCAUUUUGUACAGGCUGGAGUCUUAAGGACAACAAACUUUUCCCCCCCUUCUUUCUCCUUCCUCAAGUGUUUCCUGUGAAAAUUGAGACUUUCUCAUCAGCAGAACAACUUCUUCACCCGAGAAGGAGGAGCGGUGGGUAGGAGGGGAGAAGUUGUUCUCAGUCUGUCUCUCACACUUGCCUCGCCGGGAUAAUGAAAGAAGACGUGUGAGUGCAGAUGACAAAAGAUCAAGAGGGAGAGACAGAAAGAAAGAAAAGAAGAAGCAGGUCUUCCUGGAUAGAGAUCUCCUCCUGACUUCCCUGGGAGAAGGGGUGGUCACAGGGCAGAGACUCCCAGUAGCGGUGUGUAUUUGUCUGUGGAUCACCGUGUCGACACCCUCGCUCUCCUGCUCUUUUGAGGGAGGUAGAGCGUGCGCGUGUGUAGCGAGGGAUGGCCAACGCCAGCCCCUGUAUGUCGUCGGGACCCCUAUCCCAGGUCUUCUUCCACACGGGGGGCCCCUCUCCCCCAGGCUCUGUGGUGAUGCAGCAGGGGACCCCCAUGGCCGUGCCUCUCUCCCCUGCUCACGGUGGUUACCCCCCUGUGGAACUGGGGGCUGGGCUGGGCCCUGGGGGGGUUGCCAAUUCCUACGUGCCCCCCACCCCAGCUGGGGUCUCCUUCAUCAUCCAGAUUGGGCUGACCAGAGAGUCAGUGCUGCUGCCCCAGACCGCUGACCUUGCCUACGUCAAACAGAUUGCCUGCUCCAUUGUCGACAUCAAGUUCCCAGAGUGUGGCUUCUAUGGCAUCUAUGACAAGAUCCUGCUAUUUAAACAUGACACAGGCACCAACAACAUCCUGCAGCUGGUCAAGGCUCCCCAGGACAUCCAGGAGGGAGACCUGGUGGAGGUGGUGCUCUCCGCUGCGGCCACCUUCGAGGACUUCCAGAUCCGGCCUCAUGCCCUGAACGUCCACUCGUACCGUGCCCCGGCCUUCUGCGACCACUGUGGAGAGAUGCUGUUUGGACUCGUCAGACAGGGCCUCAAAUGUGACGGCUGUGGACUGAACUACCACAAGCGCUGUGCCUUCAGCAUCCCCAACAACUGCAGCGGCGCGCGCAAGCGGCGCCUGUCCACCACGUCUCUGACCAGUAGCCCGUCCCUGCGUCUGUCCACCAGUGAGUCACUGAGCAGCGUGGGGACCAGCUCAGUCAGCACCUGCAUGGAGGAUGCCAGCCUGAUCCGCUCUCACACCACCCAGACGCUCCCGAACUCCACCUGUACCGCGUCAGCGUCCCUGGGCCUGUCCACCAGCGCCUCCAUCACCAGACCCAUGGCCCGCGCCAACACUCACAUGCCGCGGACCCCCAGCGAGGCGCGACGGUUCUACACGGGCCGGCCGGUGCACCUGGACAAGAUCCUGAUGAGCAAAGUGAAGGUGCCGCACACGUUCGCCGUGCACUCCUACACGCGCCCCACCGUGUGCCAGUACUGCAAGAGGCUGCUCCGGGGCCUCUUCCGACAAGGGCUGCAAUGCAAAGACUGCAAGUUCAACUGCCACAAGCGCUGUGCGUACAAGGUUCCCAACGACUGCCUGGGGGAGACCAUAGGAGACAUGUUGAGUCCCAGUGUGGACCACGAGGUGCCUAUGGACUACAGCAGUGAGUAUGCCGACUCAGACAAGUCUUCUCUGAUGGACGAUUCAGACGAGGCUUGCAGCAUCCCUGGCUCUUUCUCCCCCGAGAGCAGCCAGGAUGGGGUCGGCGGGGACCAGAGCGCUAACAUCCCAUUGAUGAGGGUGGUUCAGUCCAUGAGGCAGACCACCCGUCGCUCAAGCACAUCCAUCAAAGAGGGCUGGGUGGUGCACUACAGCAACAAGGACACACUGAGAAAGCGGCACUACUGGCGUCUGGACUGCAAGUGCAUCAUUUUGUUCCAGAACAACACCACCAACAAGUACUAUAAGGAGAUCCCUCUGUCUGAGAUUCUGGAGGUGCGCCCCGCAGGUGACUUCACCCUGGUCCCGCCGGGCACCAGCCCCCACUGCUUCGAGCUUGUCAUGGGCACCAUGCGCUACUUUGUAGGGGAGGACCCCAACGUCCACGUCCCCGCCCUGCCCCCCACCACCCCCCAGGCCUUCCCCCCCACACCCCCCUCCCCCAGCAACGUGGUGCCCAAUAGCGGCGUGGGGCGGGAGGUGGCCAAGGCGUGGGAGGGCGCCAUUCGCCAGGCCCUCAUGCCAGUCAUCUUCCGAUGCACCACCGGUAGAGAAGGACACACUCCUCACAGACAGGCUUCAGUCAGCAUCUCAGUGUCCAACAGUGUGAUCCAGGAGAACGUGGACAUUGGUAUGGUGUACCAGAUAUUUGCAGAUGAAAUCCUUGGCUCUGGCCAGUUUGGAGUGGUGUAUGGGGGGAAGCACAGGAAGACGGGGCGCGAUGUGGCGGUGAAGGUGAUUGACAAGCUGCGCUUCCCCACCAAGCAGGAGAGCCAGCUGAGGAACGAGGUGGCCAUACUGCAGAGUCUACGUCACCUGGGCAUUGUGAACCUGGAGUGUAUGUUUGAGACUCCAGAGAAGGUGUUUGUGGUGAUGGAGAAACUCCAUGGAGACAUGUUGGAGAUGAUCCUGUCCAGUGAGAAAGGACGGCUCCCAGAGAGGCUCACCAAGUUCCUCAUCACACAGAUUCUGGCAGCUCUGAGGAACUUGCACUUUAAGAACAUCGUCCACUGUGAUCUGAAGCCUGAGAAUGUCCUGCUGGCCUCUGCCGAGCCCUUCCCCCAGGUGAAGCUGUGUGACUUUGGCUUUGCCCGUAUCAUUGGUGAGAAGUCGUUCAGGCGUUCGGUGGUGGGCACCCCGGCCUACCUGGCCCCAGAGGUGCUCCUCAACCAGGGCUAUAACCGCUCCCUGGACAUGUGGUCUGUAGGAGUCAUCAUGUACGUCAGCCUCAGUGGCACCUUCCCCUUCAACGAGGACGAGGACAUCAACGACCAGAUCCACAACGCUGCCUUCAUGUACCCACCCAACCCCUGGAAACAGAUCUCACCUGAUGCCACUGACCUGAUCAACAAGAGAUGCCUGGACUACCAGACGUGGUUGGAUCUGAGGGAGCUGGAGACCAAGCUGGGUGAGCGCUACAUCACCCAUGAGAGCGACGACUGCCGCUGGCAGAUGUUUGCCCGCGAGCACACGCUCCCCUACCCGGCCCACCUGGUUCCCCCUCUGCCUGCGCCUGGCUCCGACGAUGAGGCUGGGGAGGACGCAGACAUGCAGGGGCUCACCGAGAGGGUCAGCAUACUCUGA
Oncorhynchus gorbuscha (pink salmon) is the source of this 3433-nucleotide messenger RNA. RefSeq names its product serine/threonine-protein kinase D2-like. Gene Ontology annotation, biological process: protein phosphorylation. Gene Ontology annotation, molecular function: ATP binding; protein serine/threonine kinase activity. NCBI's taxonomy places the organism in Eukaryota, Metazoa, Chordata, Actinopteri, Salmoniformes, Salmonidae. The record is from RefSeq and is a predicted model, not a curated record.